CUCGCUAGAGGCCAUUGACAGAUCUGCAAUCGUCAACGCCCAGACCAGGUGUCUCCUGUUCUGGCGUACUUGUGGAUCAAAGAUCAGACGUUUGGCAACACUGUUGCCCAUCUCUUCGCCGGUAAUGCUAGACCCACGGCGGCCACCCAAGUCCGCGAGGACUUGUCAAAGCCUUGAAGGACAGGGGCUCAUGCAAGCUGAUGCUAGAUCUGUGCUGUUGCGCUUUGAUAUGGCCCAUACUCAUUGGCGUUUUCGACAUAUUCGACUUGGUUGUGCUAGUUUCAUAGCGGACCCUCACUUGGGCCUAAAUGCAGCUGCACAACUGCUUGUCACCUGUUCUGUACUAUUAAACCAAGUUCUUCUUCAUCCGAGACCCAUCAACAUAGUCUUUCUCUUCAAUCCUUAUCUCCUCGAUAUCCAGCAUGCUCCAGCAAUACCCUCCCCCCGGUACUUCCUCCUCGGACCUGAUGUACCAUCACGAACUCAAAGCCUCCAAUUACGAUAACCCAAACAAUGUGUCCCUCAGAGACCGUUUGCGUCAUUUCACCUGGGCCUGGUACACUCUUACCAUGAGCACCGGCGGCCUCGCGCUUCUGCUGGCCAGCCAGCCCUACCCUUUCCCCGGCUUGCAACGGAUCGGGCUCGCAACAUACAUCAUUAACCUGGCUUUCUUUGCCAUUCUGUGUGGCCUCAUGGCCACACGCUUUAUCAUUCAUGGCAACCUUGUAGAGUCCCUCCGACACGACCGUGAGGGCCUCUUCUUUCCCACAUUCUGGCUUUCCAUGGCCACAAUCAUCACCGGUCUUUACCGUUACUUCGGCGACACUACACAGCCUGCAUUCGUCUAUGCCCUCGAGGUCCUCUUCUGGAUUUAUUGCGCUUUCACUCUUGUAACUGCCAUCGUUCAAUACUCCUUUGUCUUUACCGCCCACCAUUACCCUCUUCAAACAAUGAUGCCUUCAUGGAUUCUUCCUGCAUUUCCCAUAAUGCUCAGUGGCACCAUCGCUUCCGUCAUUGCUGAACAGCAGCCCGCGCGCGCUGCCAUUCCUAUGAUCGUCGCAGGCACCACCUUCCAAGGCCUUGGCUUCUCCAUCAGUUUUCUGAUGUACGCGCACUACAUCGGACGGCUGAUGGAGACAGGGCUUCCGUCCCGAGAACACCGCCCAGGGAUGUUCAUUUGUGUUGGGCCUCCGGCCUUCACAGCCCUUGCCCUGAUCGGCAUGACCAACGGUCUUCCUGAGGAUUUUCAAGUCCUCCAAGAUCCGCACCCCUUCCAAGAUGCGCACAUUCUCCGGCUCCUGGCCGUCGCCGCGGGUGCGUUUCUGUGGGCUCUUAGUCUUUGGUUCUUCAGCAUUGCUGCCAUUGCCACCAUCCGCCUCCCGCCUACAGCUUUUCACCUCAACUGGUGGGCCAUGGUUUUUCCCAACACGGGGUUUACCCUAGCGACCAUCACCCUGGGCAAAACCUUGAACAGCCCGGGGAUCAAAGGCGUUGGGUCGGCCAUGUCCAUUUGCAUAGUGGGGAUGUGGCUCUUUGUGUUUGCGAGCAAUAUUCGUGCCGUUGUAAGGCGGGCUAUCGUCUUCCCUGGCAAGGACGAGGAUGUGUCAGAGUGAUAGUUUAUUUUUGGACUGUCUUCUUGUCUUUCUUUCUGCAAAGUUAUCAUAUUUUCGAUGCACUUAAGUGCCU
Messenger RNA from Aspergillus saccharolyticus JOP 1030-1, 1686 nucleotides. Its product is annotated as tellurite-resistance/dicarboxylate transporter family protein. The transcript has a single exon. The record is from RefSeq and is a predicted model, not a curated record. Gene Ontology annotation, cellular component: membrane. Gene Ontology annotation, molecular function: malate transmembrane transporter activity. Gene Ontology annotation, biological process: malate transmembrane transport. The coding region runs from base 423 to 1613 and encodes 396 amino acids. NCBI's taxonomy places the organism in Eukaryota, Fungi, Ascomycota, Eurotiomycetes, Eurotiales, Aspergillaceae.